Halteromyces radiatus is the source of this 841-nucleotide messenger RNA. Its product is annotated as mitochondrial K+-H+ exchange-related-domain-containing protein. The record is from RefSeq and is a predicted model, not a curated record. Gene Ontology annotation, biological process: proton transmembrane transport; potassium ion transport. Bases 31 to 828 code for a protein of 265 amino acids. NCBI's taxonomy places the organism in Eukaryota, Fungi, Mucoromycota, Mucoromycetes, Mucorales, Cunninghamellaceae. The transcript is spliced from 3 exons. Gene Ontology annotation, cellular component: mitochondrial inner membrane.
UUAUUAUUGGUUUAUUAUAUGUAAUUAAAUAUGCGUAUAUUUGCAAUUCCUAUAGUAAAAAAUCGACUUGUAUAUUAUUGUCAUUCAACUCUUCCUACUACAUCACGACUUACAAAACUAGUACAUUGGUCUAAUAAGAAAUGGGAUGAAUUAGGGAAUGCCAAGGAAGAUACAUGGAAAAAGAAACUUCAUGAUAAAGGAAACGAUAUGAUGAAUAGAUUAGAUUAUCAAGAAUGGUUUUUAAAAGGCAUUCCUACUAAAGAACAUAUAGAAAAAUUACCAGGAAAGGUGAUCGCUUAUCAUCCUUCAGAUGUAACAGCUGAUGAUGUUGAACAUAAUUUGAAAUUGAUUCUCGACAAACAUCUUCCAUAUCAUCAAAAAUAUAUGAAAUAUUCUGCUUAUUGGGUACCUGUAUCUUGUACAUUUGUUGUAGUUCCUUUGAUUCCAAACAUUCCUUUGGCUUAUAAUUUAUUUCGACUUUAUUCUCAUUAUAAAGCUUAUAAGGGAGCACAAUAUUUAGAACAUCUUAUUGAUGAUGGUAUUCUUCAAUAUCAAACCUCUUUAGAUAUCGAUAAUUAUGUUCAUGGUGAUUAUCUUGCUCAUCCUGAAGCCAUUGUAUUCCCCGACAAUUUGAUCAAGACUUUUAAAACAACUUCCAAAUUAGAUUUACAUAUGUUUGAUGGUGAUCUCCCUGGUGUAUUGAAUAAACAAGCUAUUGCUGACCUUGCUCAAAAAUGUCAAACUCCAAGUUUAGAAUUAGAAUUAUUACGUGCACGCAAACAGAUUUUAGCUACCAUUUUCUUAUCCCAACAUCAAAUCAAAAAAUAAAAUAUAAUAAUUC